Adineta steineri is the source of this 810-nucleotide messenger RNA. NCBI's taxonomy places the organism in Eukaryota, Metazoa, Rotifera, Eurotatoria, Adinetida, Adinetidae. The record is from the annotation of a GenBank genome assembly.
AUGGCAACGACCAGUGAAAAAUUACUGUGUUUCACAUGUAAUGAAAAGAAAAUUACUUUUGUUUGUUAUGGAUGUUCAAAAAGAUAUUGUUUAGUUGAUUUAACAACACAUCGUGAAUUAUUACAUGAAGAAUUUCGUAAUAUUACUGAUCGUUAUGAACGAAUUCAUCAAUGGGAAUUAAAAUUAAUCGGGAAAAUUAAAAAAAAAGCACAAGAAUAUAGAGUAAUUGUUGUUAAAUUAUCAGAAAUAUGUAUUAAUGAUAUUGAAAUGAAAUUUACAGAUUUAAAAGAACAAAUUAAUCAAAUUGGUGAAGAAAAAGAAUUUAAUGAUAUCGAUGUAAUUCAUUUCAGAAACAAAUUAUCUGAACUUAUUGAAGAAUCAGAGAAUCUAUCAAAUGUUUUUAUUACAAAAGAUUUAAAAUCAUACAUGAACGAAAUUUCAACUAUUUUGUCAAAAAAAUCAAAAUUCAACGAAUGGAAACAAAAUGCUAUUACUGUAGCUGGUGGAUACGGACGUGGACGAGGACAAAAAUUGAAUCGAUUUCAUGGUCCUAUUGGAAUCUUUAUUGAUGACAAGAAAAAUAUUUUCAUCGCUAAUUCUUAUAAUCAACGCAUUGUUGAACGGAAACAUAAUGCAAAUGAAGGACAAAUUGUUGUAGGUGGAAAUGGUCAAGAAAAUCAAUUAACUCAGUUGUAUAGUCCAUGUGGUUUAUCUUUUGAUCAUGAAAGCAAUAUUUAUAUUGCUGAUUUUGCCAGCAAUCGCGUUCAAAAAUUUGAUUUACUUAUUUCAAGUUUUCAUUUUUUUUCAUAA